Phycomyces blakesleeanus NRRL 1555(-) is the source of this 357-nucleotide messenger RNA. RefSeq lists its product as hypothetical. The record is from RefSeq and is a predicted model, not a curated record. The transcript is spliced from 3 exons. NCBI's taxonomy places the organism in Eukaryota, Fungi, Mucoromycota, Mucoromycetes, Mucorales, Phycomycetaceae. The coding region runs from base 1 to 357 and encodes 118 amino acids.
AUGUGUCCUGUUAACAUUUGGCUAUAUACUAAAUUUCCAAAGGGUUAUGGCUUUAUAAGCUUGAAAUCUCUUAUUCAUCUACCAUCUACUGAGGAAGAACACGAGUAUUUGUUCACAAUAUGGACUAAUAAGAAAUGCGCACAUUUUUCAAAACCAGGAUCGCGACCAGGACCAUCAUCAGUACGAGAACCACCAAGCAUGGAUGAUCCACUCAUAAAAAUGACAAUUGUUGAUUUGAUAUUGAGGGCUAAAUCAACAAAUGGCUCUGUUCAAGAGAAAGGCGCCAAAGAUCAAGAAUUAAUUACAAGCACUGAAGAGAAAGACACAGCUUCAACAAGCCUUGUAUUUCUACAUUAA